CGAGGUAGGAAAGGGCCGCUAGCGGGAGAUUCACGAAACUUCUGUGCGUCUCCCAUCGUAGGAGUUUCCAGACUUGUGAAUAAGUAUUUAGGUUUGAUUUGAAACAUCGGGCGUCGGCCGUAAUCAACAACAACCGAAACAAUGUGUUUCCAAGUUAUAAGUAAACGGUGAAGAGACAUCGUUGGGAAAUAGCGUCAUUGAAGUAAAGCACGUUAAUUUGUGUAACUUAACCAUAAAAUAAGAGAGAUUACCGUGACAAUGAAUUAUGGAAAAAAAUCUCCCAGCAUGGGUACACCCUCGGUGUAUUCCCACGUUACCACGCGUAGCAGUGCGAAUUUGAAAUCAUCACGAUCGAUGCGUAGUGUCAAAAUCACACCUUGGUAUCAGAAACCAAUUUUAACGCACGCCUAUGUGCUUGACAUUCAAAGAGGUGCGAUGUUUACAGCGAUAUUUUCACUGUGUUUGGCGGUUUUUACCAUUUGUACCUCGAUAUUUGAUCUUUAUUGUCUCUCGCAAGCUGCACCAGGUUCGACUCACUACGGUUACUACGUGAUAUCGUACGAAUUCGUUUACGUGGGUAAUCGACACGUUCGUAAUGCCCUGGUUGUCUUUUCUUUGUUCUCCAUGCUUGCCGCAGUGGCGGUAUUUGCAACCUCGUUGAUGCUAAUCACUGCCUUAAGGAAGGAAUACGAAAAGAAAACGGUGCCAUGGUUGUACUGUUUUGCAGCUUUCACUGUCUUCAGAUUAUUUUCUUUCGUAUUUUCUAGCGUGGUAAACGAUAUGAUAUUUGCUUAUAACAUUGCUAUGUGUCUGUUGUGGAUAAUAUUCAUUUGUAUUUCCAUUUAUGGAUGGUUAAUUGUAUAUUCUUUAUACUUGGAAUUGUCUGACCUAACGAGAUUAGAAGAUUUGGCGCAUUUAAGGAUCGGCACUAUGCAGUCGUUGAACGCAUCUACUACUCACUCUAUCGCCGGUUCUCGUCCAACGACCCCGCAUAGCGCGGUGUCGACGAUGCCUGCCAAUUAAAUACAAACAUGACGAUACCUUUUGUGCUUGGUCGUGUUUAACGCGAGAAUUGGAAAGCGAUUCAGGUAAAUCGCAUCCCGCUUUAGAAUAUAUGAAACACGACGAGACGGUCCGCAGACGAGCCGUUAUCAAGAUCCUGCCUUGGCUCCAGUGCCUUCUAUCCGUAAGUCUAACCUUUCAUCUCUUUUCCAUCCGUCCGUCCAUUUACUUGAAAAUCCGUCCAAUAUUUUAGUGACGAAAAAUCGUUGAUAAAUGUUUUUAUACGUAGAAUUUUAUAUCGUUAUACGAACGUAGCAUUAAGCUAUAUGUAGCUAAAAUUACAAAAAAUAAAAUGCUAUGUCUCUAGGAAGGAGGAGAUUAAUUAUACGAUUAUUCAAGUAACUGAUUUUUAUUAAUAAUAUAAAAUUGCGUGGAACUUACAUAGGACGGCUUUUUAAUUAAUUCGUGAAAAGAACGGAAAGAGGGUAUGUUUCUUCUCAAUUGGGGGGUUGUUCGGAAUAGGAAUUGGCGGAUGGUCGAUUCAAAAUUCUGUCAAACAGAUCCACUAAUACAUGAAAAGCAGCGUACAAAUAGUAGAUCAUUCUUCCCAAGAUCGUUAAAAGGAAUAUACCGAUCGCAAUAGCUAAGUUUGAGAGUAUUCCGAAAGUAGCUGUUAAUACGUACAAAGCGAUCGCGAGACACAUUUUACGUUCAUUUCCGUUAGAUGGUUAUCCGCUGACCAUUGUCCAUUCGUUGUUCUUCGACAAACAAACGAAAAACGUAAACGAGAUAUCGAAAAUAUAACGCUGAUUUGCGAGGUGCAACAGCUACGCGAAAUUUGAAAUUGCACACGAUGCUUCGUCGAAGGAAUGCGCUUGAAACGAAGAGAACGCGACGUGCAUAUUUCAUUGACGUUAAUAGAAAUUUCGCGAUUGUUGUGUAUCGUACAGGAAAUGAGAACGAAUAUAUUAAUGAUCUUGAUCGUUAUCUUACGAGCAGGAAAAACGCGUCACGCGAUACAAGUAUCGGGAACCUGAAACAGUCGAUUAGCAGCAGUAACGCGAAUAGCGAUAAACGCGUCGUAAAGUAUGUACGCGGUAUAAUAAGAAAACCAAAUGACGAAGAGGAAGACAGUGUACUUGAGAAGAUAAUGGAGAACGGUGAAUCUGAAAAAUGAAAACGUAACGAGUUAAUAUCAUUCAGGAUGCGAUAUGUAUCGCUUCGUUUGUAGAUGAUUCGACUGGGUUACCUGGCCAUUCGCAGUUUCGCGCGAUCUAUCGUGCUCGGAUCGUCUUUGAAAAUGUGUAUCCUCAGUCCGCGCACGCAUUUGUACAUGAAAUCAUCCCAGUCAAAUUUGCUCAUCGAAAACGUAAACAGAGCUUGAUCGGUCGGACAAAGGCUAUCCCAAAGAUUCUUGGUAUUGUCAUAAGAGAAGUUCCAUUCGUGUGUACCAAAGUAGCUGGUAACAGCGCAGAAUUUGUGCAGUUUUUUGUACAUUUUUAGAAUUCUGUGAGAAAGAAACACAGAGUAUGUUAUUACUUGCGGCAAAGUUGACCACGUAGCGAAAGAGGAAUUAAAAAUCACCUAGGUCUUUUGCCAGUAAUGAUUCUCGCAAUAUCAACGAGCGUGGCGGGUAGCAAGUGGAGGAGCACGAUCAAGACGAAGUACGCGUAAAUACUCUUAGCGGGGGUGAAUGUGUAGCACCAGACGCUACGAACACUUGGGACUUGCCUUCCAUGUUUCACAGCAAGAUUCAUGUAUCGACCCCAGGUGAUGCCGGUGGUACCCCACGAAGAAUGAUAAUUAUAGAUAGGAGGAUCACUUCCGGUGCUACUGUAACGCUUCGUCGCAACUGCCCAAGCGAUAACGAUAAGAGCAUUGACGGUGUAAUCGGCUGGGAUCAAUUCAGCGACGCAGUUCUUAUCCAUGUUCAUGGUCCUCAUGAGGCCGAUACCAGCCGCUGCGAGACCUCCGGUGGGUCCGUACACGUUGUCCACCCAACCCUCUAUCGGCUCUUUGUACGUCGAGAGCACUGAUUACAGGAAGCGGAAGAGAAGAAAGAUGGAUAAUAAACAAUUGAUAUCGUUUACCUAAAAAUAUUAGGAUAUUACCUAUGGCGGGACGAAAUAUUCCAACAGGCAAAUCCUUUCCGUAUCGGCGCACCAAUUGUUCCGCAAUGCACUUUGUAUAAACGUACGUAUUCGGAAAGGUACCUAGCAGCGUUUUCGUCAGACGAUUCAGUUCCUGCUCCGUCAAAUUCACGGCCAACUCCAUCGUGUCUUCAGCUGGUCAAACACCGAUACCCAAUAUUUUUCGGAUCUUCGCGAAGAAAGAAAUACAGAAGAAUAGUAUACUUACCGGAUAUAGGAGCGGGGUAAAAUUUCUCAGCGACAUUCUUGCGAUUGCAAUUGCUGUAGGCGGUCGAUACGUGUAUCACGACCUUAAAAUCAAGCGGUUAAAAACGACGGAGAGAGAGAGAGGGCGGUAUGGAAUUUACCUGUAAGGCCGGCAUUCGUUUGCACAGGUCCAUCAGUUCCUUCGUCCCGGUCACAUUGACCGCGAUCGCCUUUUUUAAUUUUUCAUCGAAUCGCACAGUGGCCGCUACGUUGAACACCACCGAGAUCUCCCGCGUUAACAAAUCCACGUCUUCCGAUGACAAACCAAGUCCGGGCAACGCACAGUCGCCGGAAACAACCCGGAACUUCUGACGAAACUUCGGUACCUUCUCUCUGAGACGAUCGAAUACCUUUUUCACGGCGCAUACGUAUAACCGGAGAAAGUGAAAUUAGUCGGUGCCUUUGACAACGCAAUCUGGGCUAAUCGAAUACUUACGGCUUCGUCGAAUAUUCUUUCGAAACGUUCACGCGCCGAUUCAUUCUUUUUCGAGCGUGCCAACGCGUAAACGCGCUUGAUCCCCGUGCACGUUCGAAGCAGUUUCUCGAUCAACAGUUUUCCCAGGAAUCCGGUCCCUCCUGCGCGCACAUAUCAUUUUUUCGUUUUAUUGCGUAUCGCAUCGUCGCGGAAAUUUUUACCUGUCACCAACACGCUCUGACCAGCGUAAAACGUUUCAACCAGCGACGCGUUCUCCUCGAUCAUUUCUCGAACCCUUUUCACCCCCGGUUGCGUUAGUUCUCUCUGUGGCUGCCGUUUCUCGAUCGGCCUCUUCUUCUACGCAAACUUCCGUACGAUCCAGAUGACUUUUGGGACGGUGGCGCGCGUUGCAAGAGAAAACGCGCAGUACUAAAUGCAACGACGUUCCUUGCAAUUUUUUUUUCUGACCUUCGAAACGGUUCAAGAGAGAGGAGGAAGAGAAAAGAGACAAUACGUUGCCUAUUCGAGAGCAACCGGUAGUGGGGAUUUAUGCCCAAAAGCAAGUGCAUAGGAAGAAGAAAUGAAGACAAUUUGAUUUCUGUAAAAAAAAAAAAAACAAAGAAGAAAAGUUCUCUUUAUUACAAACGGAAAUGUAAAAUACAACAAAUGUACACGUAUAAAAGACAGUCGAAAUACGGGCGCUGUUUGCACAAGUAAAAUGGUCGUCUUAUAAGAACGUUCGUAAAAGAAAGAAAGAUAAAAGAAUAGAGAAAUGGAAGGAAGCGCAUUUGUUCUCUUGUCUAGUUCGAUGAUGGUCGAGAAAUAGAUGAGAAUAGAAGGAACAACGGGAUGCGGCAAUUAGUAUGGCUCCCUUGGUUUUCUUCUUUCCCCUUUCGUUCUUCCGAGCUGUUCAGACUGUUGAGCCACAGAAAGCUUAAUCGCGCUUUCGAUCAAAGAUACCAGCACCGAUGGACGAGAUGAGCGACGCUCGAAUUCGUCGGAGCUAACAACGUUCUAACGACGUCGAUUUGCUGGAUUAGCUACGUAGAUUUCCAUACGUAACCCCGGAACAUAUGAAACGCGGCUAGCCAACAUAUCCGUAGAACACCGUAGGCGACGAUUAAUUUCAACGCCUGAUGAAUCCAGUACAAUCUGGAAAGUAAUAAAAAAUGGUAAAGAAACGGUUAAUCGAUAUUCGCGCGCUAGGGAGACUUACCUCUGCCAUUUAACUAGCGCCUGCGGAAGUGUGUCCAGGGGGUCCUUUAUCAGAUAAAUGCGAAUCCCCUUCACGUACGUUUGGAAGUAACGAUCCCAAUUAACAUUUUUGAUAUCGCAGGCAAAGUGUUCCUUGUAAUCUUCAGGAGUCAUUUUGUUCAGUAGCGCUUUAAAAUUGUCGUUGGAAAACUUCCAUUCCUUCGUCGCGAAAUAUUUCAGCACGUCCAUGAACUUGUGUAUCUUUUUGUAGAUCUUCAGCAUUCUUUGAAAAGAGAAAGGAUUAGCGAUACGGAUUAGUGGACUCGUGAACAUGUUGACGAUGAUAUUAAGAAGGAGGAAGAUGAGAAGUAGAAGGGAAUUACCUCGGUUGUUUUCCUAAACAAAGCGUGACGGUAUCGAUCAAGAGCGCCGGUAGUAGAUGUAAAAAGUAGACGUAGAAGAAGUGCACCAAUUUGUACUUGGUGUUUCGAAAGCUGUAGUACCAUAUCGCUUUUUCGGUAGGAAAUUGGAGACCAUAUUUUUCGGACAUACAUUUCAACUGCUCGUACGUUAUAGGAUUGUCCGUCGAGACGUAAUGGUAAACCGGUAUAUUAUUCUCCUUCUUUUGGUCCGUGUUGGUAGCGGUAGCGGUGGCUCUGUAAGUUCAGGCAAAGAUCAAGAGAAACGUGACGAAAAACGCAAAGACAAUAGAUAAAAGUUUAAUUUCUCUUACUCUCGACGUUUCGCAACGUCCCAGGCGCAGGCGAUCAAAGCGUUCACUGUCAGAUCACCGGGUACCACGUUGGCUUGUAUCGAUCCGUCGCAAUGAAUCGAUCGCAGGACUCCGCUACCUGCACCAGCCACGACACCGGUCGGUCCGUACAAGUUGUCGAUCCACCCACGUAGAGGUUCUCGAUACGUCGAUACCACUGAAAGUAUCCGAUUUUCCAAUUAUCCCCUCUUCUUUUAAUCAACUCUACGCAGAUCACAUACCGAUCGCAGGACGGAAUAUUCCAACGGGCAUAUCGCCGGCCUCUUUUUCGAUGAUGCUUUCGGCUAUCGCUUUAGUGAAGGUGUAGGUGUUUGGCCAGUUACCUAGUAGUCUGUGAAUAAAAAAUCAUGAUUAAUGGCGAGGGAUAGAGACAUUUGGUAUCGGCAUUUUGCCUUCGCUCACCGCGGAGUGAUUUCGUCGAUCAGUUUCUCGUCUAAACAGUCCACCAGAGUCAUCAACUUGUUCGCUUCCAUGGGCGGGUCGUACACUCUCUCCUCGAUGUAAUCGUGCGGGCAGUUUGCGUACGCCGUCGACACGUGUACGAACGACUGACAAUGAGAAAAUGAAGGAGGGUUCGAGAUUGUCGGACGAUUCGUGCAAUUCGUACACGGAGAGAUUGCUCACCUUCAAGCAGGUCACCUCCUUGCAGAGAUCUAUCGUGUCUCUGGGGCUGCGGACGUUGAUCGGUACGGCCAAUUUCAUUUUCUCGUCGAAUCUGACCGUCGCCGCGACGUGAAAAACGAUCGACACUUGUCGCGUUAUCGUCGAUCUGUCCGUGGGGGAAAGGCCGAGACCCGGUUCGCAGCAGUCCCCGGCAAUCGCGACGAUCUGAUGCCGAAAUUUCGGAACCUUCUCCUUCACUUUGUCGAAGAGCUAUGCAAACAUGGAUUAUCAGGCUCGAUCGCGUAAUUCAACGAAAGCCGGAAAAAGGAAAAUCAACGGUGCAAGCGGAAAAGAAAGAAGAGAAAGGAGAGAAUUUGAUCGCGAAAUUGCUAGAUAGGUCGAGGGAAAGCGAACGUUAGAAAUCAUCGGCUGUCAAGCAUUUCAAGGAAACGGUAACAAGUACAUACAUAUCUAUUUGCGCAUCGAGGAACCGGAAGACAAAUAGAGAAAAAGAGAAAGGAGAAAGAUUAUACCGGAUCGUCGAAAAUUUCUUCGACGCGUUGAUGCAUGUCCUUUCCCUUCUUCGGGCGUAUCAACAAAUAGAUACACGAGAUUCCGGGGCAUUCUCGAAGAAGCUUCUCUAUCAGCAACUUGCCCAUGAACCCCGUGCCACCGGUCACGAAGAUGCUUUGCCCGUUGUAGAAGCUCUGGAUCGGGCUGAGUUUCGGCUCCUCCAAGAUCGACUCGUAAAGAUUCUCCCGUGGCAGACGUUCGGUCACGUUCUCGUGGGGGUUGAAGCCGUUUUCCAGUACCGCCGUUUCCUGGCCACACGGCUCCGACAAAACUUCCACCAUCGCGUCGAUGUUUCGCCGUUCGCCGUUGUUCGCUUGCCGCUUCCCGCCUAUCGUUUCCGUGACAAUGCUCGACAACUGAAGCAGAGAAUAAAAUGAUAUCGCGGCUGGUUUAAUUGGGUCCGAGUAAUUUGAAAAGCGCUACUCGUUGCGUGCUGUCGCGAUAGCUAGCCGAAGAGAAACCGCGUACCGUCAUGGAGUGAAAGUUGAUCGUGAACUUGGUCGCUGUCUUUCCCGUGUUCCGAAUCGAAAGACGAACAGACAGAUGUAGGAACCAACGGAUGGACACUCGUUUUAUAACCACGGACCGAGUGAAACGCUUACCACUAUUAUUACUAUUUUUAUCGCUCUACGACAGGGAAACCGUUUCUCUCUCGUUUUUCCUAAGAUUGCGAGUAAACAAACGGCUGGUUAUACUGCUCGGCUGGUUGAAAUUAGAAGAAAAAGUAUGAAUAGACCGAGGCACGUAAGUAGUUAUACGAAAGCGCGUUUUCUCUCGAUCACGGUCGAUCUCGGUCCGAGGAUGUGGGCCCCUUGCUCCUCCUCCUUUAUAUUCUUUCUGUUCUAUUGGCUGUGACUGGUUCCUAGCCAAGGUGCCGAAUGUAGGAAACGCUUGUUCCGUAAACCGCCUGCAGCCUGGAUCAAAGUUCGGGACUACGUCAUCGAUUGCUUUUAACUCUUCGUCUCGUCCGUAAGCGAUCUCACGUUUCUUAACGCGACCUAAUUUCCUCGAAAGUUUUUCCACCACGAAUCUCGAGUCCCGAUCGUUGUUCAUGCACGCAUCAGCGAUUUUAGAAGCGUCGCGCCGUGCCGUGCCGUGCCGUGCCAUACUGUGCCGUGCCAUACUGUGCGGCACGCUGCUCGCAACGUGACGCGUAAAGAUAAAGCAUCCACGCUAGAAUCAGGGCCGUUUCACCGAAAGAAAACGAAAAAAGAAAUCUAUGAAAGCGAUAACGUAGAAAGUUAGAGCGAAGUAACGGUACGGAUGCUGCGCGAGAUACGCUUAACAGGUAACGGGAUCUUCCGUUAAAUAUUCCUGUUCGAAGGUAAGAAUGUCCCAUCACGGGCCGCUAAACGCCUCGAGUUACGUCCGCUCAUACCUCUACCAAGUGGUCGUAUUUCACUCGAAUCGUCCAAAUGAUUUUCCAGACUUGACGCGAUUCUUUGUCGUGCUCGACAUGAAUUUUAACGCGACGAAGAAAGUCGCGUUUCGAUUCUUGCCAUUGGUUUUUACGUUACCAUUGUGGAAAAAUUUAUUCAGCGAAUCUGUAUAACACUUAUUCGCCAAUCGUCGAUCGUCCUAAUACGUUACCGAUCUUCUACCUUGAAAAUCGUGGUCGCACACCCUCUGCGACCCUCUGCACCCCACGCGUAAUGAGUUUGAACGAUUCACAGUUUCACUGACUGACCAUGUCCGAUCGGUAAAUCGGUGAACACCUACUAUCCCGUAUCACUUAAUAUAUCUGAAAUGAACGUUAGGUAUACCUUGGAAACUUUCUCUUGACGCGAAUCUACCGAUCCUGCUGUUAUGCCACCUCGAGUCUUUUGCAAGCGAUACACCUCGGAAUUGUCACCUGUGCCGUUGUUGCUCAUGCUUUUUCUUUUCUUCUCCUUCUACUCUGCUUCGUCCCCUGGCCCCUUCGCACCGCCUUUUGACUCUGAUUCCCCUCUCUUGACCAUUCGAUCGCACUCGACCCCCAGUCAACCACCUCUUUUUUUCGUAACGUUCUUUCGUUCCUCGUUCCUAUUGUCGUAAUCGUUAUCGUCCUCGUCAUCGUCCUCGUCAUCGUUAAGUUUUCCUCCCGGUUUGCCUCUCCCCAUUUUGGUACUUUUUUUUUAUCUCGCACCGAAUUCUUAUACUCGCAUAAUCGCUCAUUGAUCAUUGUAAUCCAACUUCGUAAUCCGGGAAAUUCACCGGGAACAAAAAUCGGAGGAUCAGGGGAAAAAGGAAGAGUGCAUUCGACAGGAGGGGAAAGGGAUAUAAGAAUAGAAACAGAAAUCGAAAAAGAAAGGAAAAAAGAGAAAGAGUGCGAGAGAGAUAGGUGAAAACAUCGAAGACGUUUCAAGGCAGCGCUUCGACGCGAGUUUCGCGCGCGUUUCCUUCGCGGAAUCUGUCGGAAGAACACUGCUCCGCAAUCACGGUUCGCGGCACGAAUUUCGGGCCGUUUAUCAGCGUUCGAGCAGAAUUUCUGCGGGUAUCGCAAAAAAAAAAAAAUCGUACCUUCGGAAUUCAGAGUUACGCGAACCGUAUCGGAUCGGCCGAUAUUCUGCCAACGUUGACCGAAACGGUCGCCGCUGAAAAUUGUACUUACGUUGCGAUACCAGCAUUGAAUUUUACGAAUUCUUUUUAUCCACUCGUCAUUUUUUCUCGCGUCAAAUUGGAUUUCAUUAACUGUACCUUGUUUCUUUUUUCAUCUCGCAGCAUUAUUUCUUCAUAAUGAUAACGAUUAAUUAACAAUUAAGUAAUUAAAGGAUAAAGCAAUGAGGGUCGUUUAUAAUAAUAUAUUCAUUCCUCUAGCACCGCGUCAAGUUUUUAUGAAAAAGUUACCGUGAUAAUUGUUUUAACAUAAUUAUCGAAAAAAUAGGCAAUUAGGUACAUGUGACGUACGACUUCCAGUUCGAGUUUCUCGGACCGAUUACUUUUUCUCCGAUUUAGCUUAUCUCCACCCGGUUAUCCUGCAUCGCGUUCUUCUUAACAUCCUGUCUACUCCACAUCUAAUUAUUGAAUAUAAAAUCUUUGCAUAGGAUAAUAAUUAUGUACAUUCUGUACUCUAUACUGUGUAUUUAUUAUUAAUAUAUAGUAUAGUAUAUUUACAUAAUAUGCGUAUAACCUACUUUCUUGAGGACAAAAGUGGUACCCAAGAAGGCGAAAGUAUAGGAACGAAAUGUGUAGACAAAACUUAAAGGCCGAGUGAUAUCUGUGAUGGCAAGGAACGCGAACAGGAGGACAAAAAUCAGCGGAGUCGCUGGAGGAGAGAAAAGAAAAGCGACUAGUGUAAGGAAGAGAUAAAGAAAGGGCGACGUAUCAUGAAUCUCAUUAUUCCCGCUAAAGUCUGAUCAAACACGGUUUAUAACGAAUCCCAUUUCGCAACGGACAAACAGAUUAACACAAUUAACGUAAUAUAUAUAUAUUUGUUAGCGCACGAACGUGCUAAUUUGAAUAUACCUAGCUGCGAAAAGAAUGCCGCUGUCUUUCAUGGUUACAGAGUUCUUCUUAUGGAACGAAUAGUCACGUUCGAAACAGUGUGUUUAUGCGCACAAACACAAUAAUGACACUGGCUCUUCCUUGAACGCUGGAGGCAACCUUUUUACCACAAGAUACGUCAAUUUAUAUACGUACAUUGUAAUUCGUACUAAUAAAAAAGAAAUUAUAAAACAGAGAACGUUAAAUUGCAUGAUUUAACUCUAACGAGAAAUAUUAGUGUGCACGUUGAAAUGUAGUCUUUCGAAAAUUGAGAGAUAUGCAAAUAUUCGAAAUACAUGUAAAUUUUUGAUCCCUUUAAGGACGGCUAUUUCGAACGAGUCUCACCGCGGAUAACGCGAAUGAAAAUAGGAAAUAAAGUGGGGAAUAGAAAGUAAGAAAAAAAAAUAAGGAACAUAGUAAUUACGAUAAUUUAGUGAAAACUUAUACACGUAUGCGCAUAAAUUUAAUGCUCCACUGUUACUAUUUAUCUCGUUCGUUAUUCUUCUUCCUAGAAUAAGGCGUAAAUAAGCUAGGCUUGGUUUCGAAACGAUCGAGUAGACUUGUAUUUAUUGAACAGGCCUGUUCUUAAACGGAUGGCCGUCGUGUAGUUACGAUUUACAUACGUUUUAAGUAGAAAAAACGAUCCUUUGUAGAAAAGAUUUGCAAGGGCACUUUAAGCAAGGCACAGAGACAUUCGUUAUAUAAGAUCGUUCUUAUAGCUUUAAGAUUUCAAAUGUAGUCGUCUUUCGUGAUUAAUACGCGUGCGAAUAUGUGUUGGCUCUACACUUGUACCGACGCGUCCGUGUACGUGUUUAUGCAUACGCGUACGUAGGUGCGAACCUGUUUGCGCGUGGACGAGCGCGAGGACCAUAGAUAAACGGAUGGGUUGGGAAGAUAAUCGUACGCGCGCAUAUACGAUGAAAGAGACAACGUUGGGCGCAGAGCGAAGGGGGUGGGAAAGUGACGAAGAUACGAGGUGUGGGAGCGAAGAGGAAGGAACGAUACGAAAUAAACAAGACGGAAGAAGAUGGCAAAGGAAGAUGGAAGAAGUAUGCGUGUGUUUGUACAUCGACAUACGUAUCACAGGCGGAACAAAUAAAAUGUCAGCUCGAAGUCGAUAUUUGCCGAGCGUUUCGUAGAAGACGAGAAAAAAAGAAGAAGAAGAA
Osmia lignaria (orchard mason bee) is the source of this 11583-nucleotide messenger RNA. RefSeq names its product Protein pasi2 (gene pasi2). Gene Ontology annotation, cellular component: plasma membrane. The record is from RefSeq and is a predicted model, not a curated record. Gene Ontology annotation, biological process: septate junction assembly; establishment of glial blood-brain barrier; regulation of tube length, open tracheal system. Lineage: Eukaryota; Metazoa; Arthropoda; Insecta; Hymenoptera; Megachilidae.